AUGCGCUCUAUACUAUAUCCCCUUCUGUCGCUGGCGACGUUUGCUUCCACAUUUGCGGCAGAAACACCAGCCGCCCAGGCGACCGCUAAGAAGGAUGACUGGGACGAAAAGACGCCAGACACAACGUUCAAUGGCGAGACAGUGCCGUCCAUGAUAGAACUUGGACCGAACACAAUCGACACCGAGAUCGGCAAAGGGAACUGGAUAGUCGAGUUCUUCUCCCCAUACUGCAGCCAUUGCAUGCACUUCAAGCCCACCUACCAAACCACCUACGAAUUCUACUACACCUCGAAACCCUUCCUAUCCAAAGACGAGCCCGAAGGCGACUCCCUCAACUCAUUUACUCGAUACUAUGACUUCAAGUUCGCCAAGGUUGACUGUAUCGCCUACGCCGACGUCUGCAAGAAGCACAACAUUCAAAGCUACCCCACAAUGGUCUACUUUCAGGACGGAAAGGAGUCAGAAAGAGAGACGGGCUCCAAGGAUAUGAAGGGUAUGAGCACCUGGGUAGAGAGGCUCUUGGAGACUCUCCGACCCGGUACGCGCAAGGAGGGCGGCCCAAAGCUACCAAAGGCUGGCGCAACAUCUGUAGAGACUGGCCCAAACACAGAGGAAGCUGCUAAAGAAGAGAAGAAAGAAGAGUCUAAAGACAAGAACGCUGCGAGCCCAGCCACCAACCUAAGCCCAUCCGCCACACCCUCUCUUACGAAAGCGACAAAGGCCGCCUCCGCAAAGGUCGAACCCACCUCGAACGCGAAUCCAUCUGGCACCGUCGAGCCCCUCACCGCCGAGAAAUUCGAGAAGCUUGUUGCAAACACACGCGACCCCUGGUUCGUUAAGUUCUACGCGCCAUGGUGCCACCACUGCCAGGCUCUUGCACCAACUUGGGCAAACCUUGCGCGCCAGAUGAAGGGAAAGCUCAAUAUUGGAGAGGUCAACUGCGACGUGGAGAAGAAGUUGUGCAAGGAAGCCCAUGUUCGAGGUUACCCUACCAUGCUCUUCUUCCAGGGCGGCGAGCGCAUCGAGUACAGUGGUCUGCGUGGGCUUGGUGAUUUGUUGGACUAUGCGGAGAAGGCGUCAGCGGUUGGUGCUGGUGUACGUGACGUAAAUGCUGAAGAGUUCAAGAAGAUGGAAGAGACUGAGGAGGUGAUCUUUACCUACUUUUACGAUCACGCGACCACCUCGGAGGAUUUCCAGGCGCUGGAGCGACUUCCUCUCAGCCUUGUCGGUCGAGCAAAGUUGGUCAAGACAAACGACAAGGAGUUGUUCGACCGCUUCAAGAUCUCAACAUGGCCACGACUGAUGGUAUCGAGAGACGGAAAGCCUACAUACUAUCCACCUAGGACACCCUUCGAGAUGCGCGAUGUCAAGAAGGUUCUUACCUGGAUGAAGUCUGUCUGGCUGCCCAUCGUCCCUGAGAUGACUGCUUCCAACGCUCGCGAGAUCAUGGAAGGUAAGUUUGUUGUUCUGGGAAUACUGAACCGCGACCGUUCCGACGAAUUCAUCCUCUCUAAGCGCGAGUUGAAGAGCGCCGCGCUCGAAUGGAUUGACAAGCAGGAGACUGCUUUCCAGCUUGAGCGACAGGAACUUCGCGAUGCUAAGCAACUCCGCAUCGAAGAAGCCGAAGACAAGGACAACGAGCGAGCACUCAGAGAUGCUAAGAAUAUCCGCAUCAAUAUGGACGAUAUCCCGCGUACUCAAGUCGGUUUCGCGUGGGUCGACGGUAUUUUCUGGGAACGCUGGAUCCGGACUACCUACGGUGUGGAUGUCAAAGACGGCGAGAGCGUCAUCAUCAAUGAUGAAGACAACCGCCGUUAUUGGGACAGCACUGUAUCUGGUGAGCCUAUUCGUCUCUCUCGCGCUGCAAUCCUAGAAACCAUCAAGAUGGUCACCUCCAACCCUCCUAAGAUCGCCGCCAAGUCUACCACUGGUCGCAUUGCUGGCAUGUGGCUAUCGAUUCGUCAUUUCGUCAACAAACACCCUUUCAUCUCCCUUGGCAUGUUUGUUGGCUUCUUUACUGCCGCGACGUUGUUUGGUAACAGCAGGCGAAGGAGACAGUUUGGAAGUACCGGCGCGUACUUCCAACUGGGAGAAAAGGACGGGUUACUAGGUGGUAUGGGUAAUGGCAACUUUGGAGGCGCGAAGCAUGAUUGA
Messenger RNA from Alternaria atra, 2154 nucleotides. RefSeq lists its product as uncharacterized. NCBI's taxonomy places the organism in Eukaryota, Fungi, Ascomycota, Dothideomycetes, Pleosporales, Pleosporaceae. Gene Ontology annotation, molecular function: protein disulfide isomerase activity. The transcript has 3 exons. The record is from RefSeq and is a predicted model, not a curated record. Gene Ontology annotation, cellular component: endoplasmic reticulum. Bases 1 to 2154 code for a protein of 717 amino acids.